Molecule: messenger RNA, 5497 nt
Organism: Phycodurus eques (leafy seadragon)
Lineage: Eukaryota; Metazoa; Chordata; Actinopteri; Syngnathiformes; Syngnathidae
Gene: neil1
Product: nei-like DNA glycosylase 1
Exons: 10
Coding region: 211-1410 (399 amino acids)
Biological process (GO): base-excision repair
Cellular component (GO): nucleus
Molecular function (GO): DNA-(apurinic or apyrimidinic site) endonuclease activity; zinc ion binding; nucleic acid binding
Source: RefSeq, a predicted model, not a curated record
AGGCUCGUUAGCGGCAACGUUACAAAACAUGUUUGGUAACAGGCGUGUUGUGUGGAAAAGCGGGUUUGACUGAAGCACAAACCCCGCACACAGUUAUAAAACGCUCAUGUUAGGAGAAUUGCUCUUUGAAUAAAGUUAGAUAGCAGCAGCGGUGACGUGUCCUUUUUUCCGGUUUCGGGUUGCAUAACAGCCGAGUGUGUUCCAAUAACGAUGCCAGAGGGACCGGAGCUGCACCUGGCCGGCCUUUUUGUCAACAAAAUGUGCGAGGGGGUGCUGUUUGCUGGGCCAGUGACAAAGUCCGAGGUCAGCAAAAGUCCAGACGUGGCAUUCGCCUGCGAGGCGUACCGCAUCAGCGCCACUUCCAGAGGGAAGGAAGUGAAGCUCAUGCUGACGCCAAUUAAGUGUGAUGACACAAAGGCCAAAAAGACACAGCAGCCCAUGGAUAUUGUCUUUCGCUUUGGCAUGUCGGGGUUUUUCCGCUUCACCGCGGAGGAUGAGCUCCCCAAGCAUGCCCAUCUGUGCUUUUAUACCAAAGACAAGCCUUGCAGAGUGCUCAGCUAUGUGGACGCACGCAGGUUUGGCAGCUGGCAGCCACACGGGACCUGGCAGUCUGACAGAGGACCCUGCAUCAUGUUUGAGUAUAAAAGCUUCAGGAAGAACGUGGUGUCUAACCUGUCUGACCGCGCCUUCGACAGGCCCAUCUGUGAAGUCCUGCUCAACCAAAAGUACUUCAAUGGCAUCGGCAACUAUCUCAGGGCUGAAAUCCUUUACAGGUUAAACAUCCCACCCUUCGUGCCUGCCCGUGCUGUGCUUGAAGGCCUUGAGUCAGAGGAUGCUUGUGAAGACGAGAAGCCUGUGAUGAUUGAGACCUUGAACAAAAAGACUGUAAAGACAGCUAAAAAGAUCACUGUGAAAGAUGAGAGUGCUGACCUGCUCAGGAUGUGUCACACAGUUCCACUGGAGGUGGUCCAUUUAGGUGGAAAAGGCUAUGAUCCGGAGAAGGCGGACCACUCUGACUUUGAGGCCUGGCUGCAGUGUUACUAUGUGGACGGAAUGAAGUCGAUACGAGACCACAAUGGCAGGACUAUGUGGUUCAAAGGCGAUCCAGGCCCCAUGGCCCCUAAAGAUUUUAAAUCACUAAAGACGAAAAAGAGAACAAAAAAAGAUGACCAUGAUUACAACGACAAGAAAAAGGGGGCUAGGACACAAUCUGAAAGCACAGGGAAGAAAAAAACGGUCAAAAAGGAAAUCAAAGCGGCAAAGAUAGAAAAGGAUGUGCCUAAAAAAAAUGCCACACCCCGUAGAACUGUAAAACACGAAUCACCUGCACGGAGGAAAAUGACAGACAACAAGCCAGCAGAAGGUUCUCAGAGGCGGAGCGGUAGACUGGGAAGACAAAAUGUUCAGUAAAAACAAAAAGGAAGACAUCACUGUUUUGAAAUACUGCUUUUAUUCCUUUAUAUUUUAAUAAAACUAUUUUUAACAAAAGUUCGUUGGAAUAUUUUAAAUAAAGUACCACCAAAAAUUACACCAUUCAUCCACAAAUUUGACUGCAGUAUUAUACUGUCGCUCUUAAUUAUUAAUGUUGAGUUAGCCAUAUCGUACCAAACAGCCUUGACAGAGAUGAGUGGACUGAAUGACUGAAGGUGAGGCUAAUUUGCAUAAGCAAUCACGCUAACUUGGCACUGCCUUCAUUAUUUCAUGAUGUGGUUUUCAUCAAACUUUUUUGUACAGAGUUGUCGUUGGAAUAUUUUAAAGUACAAUGCAAAAUUACAUAAUUCAUUCACACAAUUCACCAGGUUCAUUCUAUUCCUUUUCAUUAUCACAUCACAAUAUUAUGCAUUAACAACAAGCAGAAUUGAUCUGACUUGAAAAGGGCUGAAGUUAAGAGUGAUUCCAUCUGCAGUCACACGUACAGGCUCUGCAGUGUCUGUUUGCUCUAGAAGAUUACAACUGAAAGGGAAAACACUGUAUUCAACAUAUCUAUAUUUUUACUACGUAUUAAAAAUGGAAGAGAGCCAUCCGAGGUCACUUACUGCCAGGCCUCCUUGACCGGAAGCGUCGAGCGGAGGGUCGCUAUCACGCUGCCGCCGUGAGCUUCAUACAGUCUGACCACAAGGGCUCCCUUUCUGUCCUCAGCCUGUUGUGUUACAUGACAAUCAGCGGGCCGAGCACUCACUUCUCACAGGCCAAGUUGAACAUUAAAUGAAUAUUAAAUACCUGUUUUACUGUCUCCAGGAUAACACUGGCAGGGCUGACGGAAAAGGCACUCCAUGGGGCCGUUUCCGGGGAGCACGGCGUUAACCUCAAAGGGAAGUUGAGGUUGUAUGCGCACUGGAUGACUGCGGCAUCUUGGAAGGAGCCUAUAAUGCAAAAUAUGUUAACACUGAAGCUUUAAAAGAGCAAAACUCAAAAAGGAAAAAAAAAAAAAAAAGAACCUGUGUGUGGCAUGACUGCAUAGGUAAAAUAAUGUGUCCCCAUAUCAGCGUUGGCAUCUGGAGCCUUAGGUGCCCUCAACCUAAGACAAAGAUGUAGAAGCAUCAUACAAUGAUUCAAUCUGAAGAAGACGAAGCAUGAUUUCAUACAAGCUGUGCAUGGCCUCACAGAGAGAGUGUCAUUGUGUUCUUAUGGACCGAAUAGCCAUAUUUGCAGUCAUUGAGCAGAGCCACUCCAAAAUUGUGCUCUGACAAAUCAGCCCAUUUGUGACCCCAAACCUGAGAAGAGAAGGACCACAAUUCGGCAUACUUAAAUUAAACUAGUUCGUGUUUUGCCAUGGUAUAUCUACAAAGGUGUUGGGACAACCCUCUUAGUUGGUUAAUUAUUCAAUCAGAGGAUUGGAUUGGAUACUAAUUUAGACUAAUAAAGACUAUGUACAAUUGUAUGCUUCAAACUUUUCAGAAGGCCAAGAUUUUAUCCCAUUUUUACUUCCUGUCAGUAUAAUGUUAUAUGUCCCAAUGAGUUUGUCAAUAUUGUGCAUUCAUGUGUACCAUACUUCAAAUCUGGCCCAGUCCCAUGAUGUAUUCCUGUGCGUGGGUCUCUGCAGAUGCCCAAACUGGAUCUCAUAUGUUGCGUUGGGGCUGUGCACUCGCACUGGGAAUUCAACCUUUAGAAACUUGUGUGAUUCAGCCCAGUUCACCUGGGAACAUACGUAACACUAUUUCUAACCUGAAGACACAUUGUCUAAUAUACAGGGUUGUCUACAAAGUCUCUUUACAAUUGCAAAAAUGUAUAACACAAGCAGUUCAAAAGUUAUGUUAAUCAGAUUUGUUUUAUGUACACAGUCAGUGGUUAUUGCAUUUGUGUAUUUCAGGUACCCUGUUAAUAAAAUACUUUCUGUUACAUAAACCCUAAAAUAAUGGUUACGACCCGAGAAAAGGCACGAUGUGUCAAUAAAAUGGGAUAUGCAGACACACAGGGAAGACAUCCAUGGUUUGGUCAAUUCGUUCAUGGCACAAGACAUUUACAGAGAGAUUUGUCAAAUUAUAACAAGACUUAAUGAGCACCCUGUAGAGUUCCCAAGUGUUAGCUUCAAGUCCAUCUAUGUCCAAUGAGAGGGUGUACCUGCGUGGUGAACUUAACGUAGGGACACAUGGCGUCCAUCACGAUCUCCUGCGUGACUGUGCUCUUGUCACUGAUCCUUAGUGUGAAGCCAACACUUCCUCUGAGCUCAUGUGAUGACAGCACAUGGGCAGGCUGCAGCACCUCCACCACGGGAAGUCUGUGGUAGGUCAGUUUACUUUUUGAGGUCACUGAGAAUGACACAGGCAAGUAGGUGUAAUAGCAAUGACUCGCACCUUGUCUGAAGAUGGUAGUCCAUUACAUCCCAAGCGUCCCAGUACAGAGGUACAUCAUCAAAUAUGACAAACUGGUUACCGCUGGAGCCAUCUGGAAUUGCUUCCCUGAAACAGCAUUGCGAGAAAGAGGCAAAAUGUAGCUGAAAAUACCACUUUUUUUGUUUUUUGCUUCAGAGCGUCCCAUACUGAUGUAAGUGUAAUUUACUUUCAAGUCACAUUUUUUGGUAAACACUGGAGCUAAAACGCAUUUCUUUAUUUGCAACCUCCGCAGUUCUUCAUCCUCUGUUUACAUGGUUGCUCCAAAGCUAAACUAUGAUCAACACUGUUACUCUACACAAUUGUGAAUAUGCAGAGGCGAGCGCGAGUGGGCUUCCCCAACCCCUCAUCACCCGCCCACACUAUUAGCUCGUACCGCGUAUUUGUAGUGACCUGUAAAAAUGGAUUCAGUAUUGAUAUGUUGCUUAUGUUUUACAUGAAAUUUACAAAUAGUGAAGAACUAUCAACAUUUUUCAUUUUCUUGGUGUGGCCAAAUGUAUUUGACAGUUACAAUUCAAUCACAGACUUCCACUGCCUACUAGUAACCAUAAGCAAGUGUAAUUAUUAAUUAAGUGAUUUGAACAGGAAAUACUGACCAUAAAACAGAGACUGCAAAAUGUAAACUAAUCAAUUUUAAUUAGUAACGUGACAAGUGGCUGCCAUCUUUGGGUAAUUUUCUAAAAAAAAAAAGCUCCACAACAAAUAAAUUGACCAAAAAAACAAUUGAUUAUUAAAGUACAUUAUUAUAUUUCCCAAACUGCUCUUCUCAUGCAUAAUAUUACAUUUAAUCAAAUUUAAGUUGAGUUUUUAGGGAAAGUUACACCGUUUGACACGUCGCAGUCAUUCCGACGCUUCGACCUUGAGAACUCCUCCGGAAUUUCGGCCUUUACGAGCUUAUUGGUGGUUACUUUUAGUUGAAACUUGUCAGCCAAUCGGAACCAAAGUGUCGCAGAGAAAAGUUAUCAAGUUAUACUGUUUGAAGGCAUUUUUGGACCAGAUUUUCUAUUGGCGAUAUGACGCAAAAACAUUCUUUUUUUUUCUUCCCCAAAGCCUGCACAUCAAGCAGGAGAGGGAUGAAAGAGGCACGGGUUGCCAAGGACAGUUACUCAGAUAUUCAUAUUUCAAAUUAUGUCAAUUUCUUCGAACACCCUGUACAAUUCAAAAGCACUAAAUCCAUUAGAAACUUAACAAAGAUGGUCAGAUGCUUAGAUGUGCUAAAUACUUACGUGUACACAUCUCUGAUAUCAUUACCCCGUUGGCACCAACGCUAGUGAUAUAGAUUCUAAUUGUACUUCCAAUCAAAAAAAUGUGGUUAAUUAUAUUAUUCAUCACAACAUUGUUCAUCUCACUUGGUCUUUGCUAUACUUGUUUGGUUCACGUCCACCGUGAACCAGCAGCCCUUUGUUAGGCACUGUUUCCGCUUCUAUGUUUAUAUAUUAAUGAUGUAAAUCUUCUGUUCUAACCAGUGGGUGAUUAGUUUUAGGAGGUAGGUAAUGAGUUCCUCAACCAUGAAGCCAAUGAGACAAGGGCAAGUGUUUCUCCUUAUAGUUCGUUAAUUAGGAACCAAAACACACCAAUGAUAGUGUAAAAUCCAUCCAUGGAAUCUUGUCGUUGUCAUAUGGCUGCAUGACACUGACUGUUACUCUCAACUCUUUGCUGCACUGACA